Molecule: messenger RNA, 4734 nt
Organism: Penicillium digitatum Pd1
Lineage: Eukaryota; Fungi; Ascomycota; Eurotiomycetes; Eurotiales; Aspergillaceae
Source: RefSeq, a predicted model, not a curated record
AUGGUCGCCUUUGCUCACGUUGCGCUUCCGUCGCAGCUAUCCGCUGUCGCCCGUCACUCCGUCUCGUUAUGCCGGCACAUCCACUCGUCUCCCUUCAGAUCAGCUAUUGCACACCCUAUCACUGCCCACGGCCCUCCUCCUAAAGCUCCGGCUACCCCGUCGGUAGAGUUUAAGGAGCGUCUAAACUCGAGCGAUGCAGAGCUCCCGGUCUCCGAGGGUGAAGCGUCACGACACAAACUCACUGCUGCGCUGAAGAAGCGGUUUUGGAAGGAUGUCCAUGUGCAUGGAAAGUCAGACGAGUACCAAAUCCUGCUUGACAAGCGACCCGUCAGAACUCCGGCGAAAGAAGUCCUAUCUAUUCCCUCCACAAAGCCUCACCUCGCUUACGCUGUUGCGCUGGAGUGGGAUGUGAUGGCCUCUGCCCAGCAGGCUCUCAAAAGUCACCUUAUCCCCAUGACAUCCCUCGCGGCCCGCGCUACCGAUAUCGCCCGCGAAGAUGCCGAGGGCAACGGCACCACCAGAAAACAGAUUAUCACAACUGCCAUGCGUUACCUAGAUACCGAUACUCUACUCUGCUGGGAGCCCGAGCGACAAAGGCACGCGUUGGAACGAACGACGGCCGACGGAGAGCCCAUCGAGUCUCUUCGCCAGAUUCAAAUGAGGGUCGCGGGGACCGUCAUGAGUUUUUUGUCCACCAAGGUCUGGCCUGGCCUUGAAAUUAUCCCUAUCCUCGAUACCAACAGCAUCCUUCCUCUCUCCCAACCGAAGGGUACGAAAGACACCAUCUGUACCUGGGUUUCGGAACUGUCUGCGUAUGACCUGGCUGGUCUUGAGCGGGCAAUCCUCGCCUCCAAGAGUCUUCUCAUCGCGGUCCGCCUAGUGGUGGAAUGGAGUGAGAACUUCCGCCACAUUCAGCGACCCGAAGUGAAGAAGUUCGGUAUCGAGGAGGCAGCUGAGGCGUCGAGUCUGGAGGUGACCUGGCAGACUAAAAUGUGGGGUGAAGUUGAGGAUACUCACGAUGUUGGCAAAGAAGACUUGAAGCGACAAUUGGGUAGUGUUGUGAUCUUGUCCAGGGGCGAAGAUAGAGACCCCGAUGACAACGGAGACACCAACUCCGUCGCUUCCGCCUCCUCAAGCCCCGGCUCGUUGAAACACACCCGCAGCAGUAGCCGCCACAGCCGUCGCAAACAAGGCCAGGACUCGAGUCCGCCACCAGCCAUUCAAGAAUCCGCCGAGGAUAUGGAUGCAGUCGAAGACCUGCCUUCCUUGAACCAAGUGGAGACUGAUAGCACGUCACUCGAGCAGUCCGUUCGCACCUUUCGUCUCUUCGAGAUCUUGCGCAGCGGCGAUACCACCGCCAUCUUCAAUGCGAUUAAGGAGACGACCGACCCACAGGGCGUGAGUUCUCUUAACGGCACGACAGUCCUUCAUUUGGCUCUGCAGUGCGCCGAGCCUCAGGUCGUAGAAUAUGUGCUGUCCGCCGCAGAGGACCUCGAUAUCAACUCGCGAGAUAGGGAUGGAAACACGCCACUUCACAUUGCCGCUCAACUGGGGCGGGGUCCGCUCGUUCGCGAAUUGCUGAACCGUCUGUCUAUCAACGAUGCGAUUGUUAACUACCGAGGUCAGACGGCUCUCGAUUUAGCCCGCACCCCUGAAAUUUUCCAGCAACUUCAGCUUGCGCGGUCUCUCUUCAUUGACACUAAGAACCAGGAAAUUCAGGCUUUGAUUGGUCACUCUGAUUACAAGGGCUUGGAGGCCUUGCUCGAGGAACCUCGAGUGGAGGGCAUUAUGGAUGUGAACAGCUACGACCUGGUUACCGACCCGACGACAGCCCAUUUCGGUGGCACGCUUCUGCAUGAAGGUGCUAGAAAUAAAGAUACGCAGCUCAUUGAAAUCCUCCUGACACAUGGCGCUGAUCCCUUUCGUCGCGACAAGAAGGGAAAGCUACCGCAGGAUGUUACGAAAGAUGAUAAAAUCCGCGCUCUCUUGAGAAGAUCACCCGCUGCUGUUAUUGCUCAGCGCGGUAUUCAGGAAAGAGCUAUUCUCGGAAAUAGUAAUGCACAGGGCCUUGCCGGGCGCGGUUCGGUUGGUGAUGCACCGCUUGCAGGCAAGGAUGCCCGCGAGAUGAGAGGUUACCUCAAGAAAUGGACGAAUUACACGACGGGGUACAAAUUACGCUGGUUUGUUCUAGAGGAUGGAGUUCUGAGUUAUUACAAACACCAAGAUGAUGCAGGCUCUGCCUGUCGCGGUGCGAUCAACAUGAAAAUCGCUAGACUUAGCAUGGAUGCGCAGGACAAGACGCGCUUUGAGAUCCACGGCAAAUCGUCGGUCAAAUACCACCUCAAGGCCAAUCAUGUUGUGGAGGCAAAACGCUGGUUCUGGUCCCUCAACAAUGCCAUUCAGUGGGCCAAGGAUGAAGCGAAGGAGGAGGAGCGUCAGCGGUCAAAGAAUGCUGAGGUUCUUCGCCAGGCUAAGAUGGAUCAGACAGAAGGACGCCCUACGGAUGCACCAUCGGAGUCUGGCCUUUCUCACAAGCCCAGCACAAAAGGUCUCGCUGCUCCGUCUUUAGGCGGCGGUAGUAACAGCGGCACAAGACUCAGCAAAUACACAUCCCGCACGACUCUCGAUACUGCAGCCGGGGACGAGGAUAGUUCCGCUUAUGGCGGUUCCUAUGAUCAAGUCCUUGCUCCAAACGACAUGAACCGAGCAAUCUGUCAUAUAACAUCUGCGCCGGAUGGAGAGGGCGAGGAUGAAGAAUUUAUCGACUAUGGUUCAAGCCACGAGAAUGAGAUGCCAGCCGCUGAUAAGGAUGCUCUCAAUAUCACCGCACAAUCCGCGAGGCUUCAGUUGGAUCUUCUUGCAAAUGUGGCUGCCUCACUACAAGCCGAGAAGUCUAGGAACCCGGAAAUGACCAUUGCGGAUCCAGCCCUCGAACAGGCCCUCCGCGCCUAUGAAGCUGCAGUCAGCAGCCUCAAGGAUCUAGUUCAGAAUCUGCUCAAGAUCUCACGGGACCGAGACUCCUAUUGGCAGUCCCGUCUCAGUAGAGAGGAGUCCAUUCGUCAGAUGUGGGAAGAAAGCAUGGCCCGUGUGGCUCGCGAGCACGAGGAGCUGCAAUCCAAGAUGGGCGAGUCUGAAGAGAAGCGGAAGCGGACCAAGCGAGCUCUGAAGGAAGCCCUGGAGAGCGCAGCAGGUAGUAGCCGUUCUAUCGCCGGUGGGACACCCCGUUUGGUAACAGAUAGUCAGAAUCUUGAGGUUAGUCAAACUGAAGCCGGGGUUACCGAGACGAUGAAUGAAGCAGACCAGUCUACACACCAACUUUCCACGAUACCCGCACUCAGUCGCAACCCAUCGACCUACUCCAAGCUCAGCAGUCUCUGCGGUUCGGAAUCGGACGGAGAAGAAUUCUUCGAUGCUAUUGAUGCCGGUGAAAUCGAGGUUGAGGAUUUCAACAACGCCGAGGAGAACGAUACGAAACAACCUAAAGAUGAAAGUGCUGAGCUUCGGGCUGUGAAAAGUAUCAUCAUUGCACCCUCCUUCAAGGGCUAUGAAGAUCCCGUUAGAGAGCGACUUAAGAUGGAUGCUGAUGAUCGGCCAAAGGUCUCUUUAUGGAGUAUUCUAAAAUCUAUGAUUGGGAAGGACAUGACGAAGAUGACGCUCCCGGUGUCCUUCAACGAACCAACCUCACUACUUCAGCGAGUGGCUGAGGAUCUUGAAUAUACUGACCUCCUUGACAUCGCUGCUGGUCGGACCGAUUCAAUGGAACGCCUAGUCUACGUCGCCUCCUACGCCGCAAGUGAGUAUGCUUCGACCAUCGGCCGUGUCGCAAAGCCAUUCAACCCCCUUCUGGGUGAAACUUUCGAGUACGUGCGUCCGGACAAGGGCUAUCGAUUCUUCGUGGAGCAAGUCAGCCACCACCCGCCGAUUGGAGCUGCGUGGGCCGAGUCGCCCAAAUGGGAUUACUGGGGUGAAUCCUCCCUCAAGUCCAAGUUUUACGGCAAAUCAUUCGAUAUCAACCUGCUGGGCACAUGGUUCCUGAAGCUGCGACCUUCCUCCGGCGGAGAGGAACUCUAUACCUGGAAGAAAGUGACCUCAUCGGUCAUCGGCAUCAUCACUGGUAACCCCACAGUAGACAACUAUGGUCUGAUGGAAAUCAAGAAUUGGACCACCGGCGAAAUCUGCUACCUCGACUUCAAGCCCCGUGGCUGGAAGGCCUCAUCGGCCUACCAGGUGACAGGAAAGGUCGUCGACAGCAAAGGCUCACCCAAGUGGAGCAUCGGUGGUCGCUGGAAUGAUAAGAUCUACGCCCGUCACACCCCCGGCUUUGAGGCACCUGUCUCCGGCCAGGAUCCCGAGUCUGCCAAGACCUUUUUGGUCUGGCAGGCUCAUGCUCGUCCUACUGGUGUACCUUUCAACCUGACUCCCUUCGUCAUCACGCUCAAUGCUCUCCCCGAGAGCUUGAGGGAGUGGCUACCUCCUACUGAUACCAGGCUGCGACCCGAUCAGCGUGCUAUGGAAGAUGGUAAAUAUGAUAUGGCUGCCGAGGAGAAACACCGAGUUGAAGAGAAGCAGCGUGCCAAGCGUAGAGAACGCGAUACCAACGGCGAAGUCUACGCGCCGCAGUGGUUUAUCCGUGACAAGUGUCCUGUUACUGGAGAGGAGUUCUGGGCUCAUAAUGGAAAAUACUGGGAGUCCAGAGAUGCGCAGGAUUGGAGUCGAUCCGAGGAUAUCUUCUGA